Mauremys mutica (yellowpond turtle) is the source of this 3473-nucleotide messenger RNA. Its product is annotated as alcohol dehydrogenase 1A-like. Gene Ontology annotation, cellular component: cytosol. Gene Ontology annotation, biological process: retinoic acid metabolic process; retinol metabolic process. The record is from RefSeq and is a predicted model, not a curated record. Lineage: Eukaryota; Metazoa; Chordata; Testudines; Geoemydidae. The transcript is spliced from 10 exons. The coding region runs from base 206 to 1336 and encodes 376 amino acids. Gene Ontology annotation, molecular function: all-trans-retinol dehydrogenase (NAD+) activity; zinc ion binding.
AAGAAAGAAGAAAAAUAUGGUGAGGGGGAAUCAAAAGAGAAAUACACAGGAAGUAAACAACAAGACAAGAAAGAGAUGAUGGCAGCUGGGGACACGGGUAUACUCAUGCCAAGGGGCACACCCACAAAAACAGCAGGACAAUCAGCAAGAGAAAUCAGAGCAAGCAAGAAACCAGAGUUAGCAAGCUGUGAAAGAGACAGACAGCAUGAGCACUUCAGGCAAAGUCAUUAAAUGCAAAGCAGCUAUUGCCUGGGAGCCUAAGAAACCAUUUUCCAUUGAGGAGGUGGAAGUUGCCCCCCCAAAGGCACACGAAGUUCGCAUUAAGAUUUUGGCUACAGGGAUCUGUCGCUCGGAUGACCAUGUUAUGAGUGGUGCAUUAACUGUGCCUUUUCCAAUAAUUCUUGGCCACGAAGCAGCUGGUAUUGUAGAGAGCGUUGGAGAAGGGGUGACUUGUGUGAAACCAGGUGACAAAGUCAUCCCGCUCUUUGUUCCACAGUGUGGAGAGUGUAGCUCUUGUGUAAGCUCCAAGGGCAAUCUGUGCACUACAAAUGACCUUGGUGCAGUUCGCGGCUUAAUGAAGGAUGGCACCACUAGGUUUACCUGCAAAGGAAAACAGAUUCAUCAGUUUAUUAGUACAAGCACCUUCACUGAAUAUACAGUGGUGCACGAGACAGCAGUUGUCAAAAUUGAUGCUGGUGCUCCUCUAGAAAAAGUCUGUCUGAUCGGCUGUGGAUUUUCCACUGGUUAUGGGGCUGCCCUCAAUACUGCCAAGGUGGAACGUGGUUCUACCUGUGCUGUCUUUGGUCUGGGAGGAGUUGGCCUCUCUGUUGUCAUGGGCUGUAAAGCUGCUGGUGCUUCCCGGAUCAUUGGGGUUGACAUCAACAAAGACAAAUUUGCCAAGGCUAAAGAGUUAGGAGCCACCGAGUGCAUCAACCCUCAGGACUUCACAAAGCCCAUUGAAGAUGUGCUGAAGGAGCUGACUGGUGGUAAUGGUGUGGACUAUUCCUUUGAAGUCAUUGGACGCACUGAUACCAUGACAGCUGCCCUGGCAUCCUGCCACAUGAAUUACGGAAUGAGUGUGAUUGUAGGAGUGCCUCCAUCAGCGUCACAGAUCACCUACCCUGCUAUGCUUCUCUUCACUGGACGCACCUGGAAGGGGUCUAUUUUUGGAGGCUGGAAGAGCAAAGAUUCUGUCCCUAAACUAGUUGCAGACUACAUGGGGAAAAAAUUCAACCUGGAUGCAUUAAUAACCCACACUAUGCCUUUCGAUAAAAUCAACGAAGGAUUUGAACUACUGCGGGCAGGGAAGAGUAUCCGCACUGUUCUGGUGUUUUAGGAUUGGCAUGGGGGUUAUCAACAGCAUGACACAUCUCAUCCAAAAUCUCCUCCCUGCAAUAUCUAUAUCGUGAAAUCAUAAAACAAAAUGUGGAAAGUCUUGGAUGGUUCUUUGCUACUAAUAGCUGAGUAAAAUGGACCAAACAAAAGCUGGAGUCAUCUGGACAGAAUUUGAUUAAUAAGGAAGAAUCUUUCUAAGCACAGAAUUUGAAAUACAAACUGUUGUUUGGAGGUCUUUUAAAUAGAGGCAUAUAAGAAGGAAAUGAAUCUGCUUCCUACCAGGGUAUCCUACAAAGGACCCUCUAUUGGUGAUUUCUUUAAAUCCUUUACCCUGUUGCCCCUUUCUGUGCUGAAUCCUCGCUGUUUAAUUAGUACAAUUAUAAGCAUAUGAAAUCUACGGUACUUGACAUCUCAAACACCAGUAUGUUGUGAAAUGCCUUGAUUCUUUUUUUUUUAAUUGUUGUACUACCUGAGGUGAGAGAGAGAUGUUUCUUUAGGUCUUUGUCUAGCAUCCUGUGAGGUGUUAAUUUUUCCUCAAUGAUGGUCCUUUAUCCAUCUUGAAAUAAUUUGGUUUUCUGAAUACCCAAGAGAAGAAAGUUAUUGGUGGUUUUAAAAAAAAAAAAAAAGAAUCCAGGAACAGGUAACUCCAGUGCAGCAGUUCUCAAACUGUGGGUCACAACUCCGUUUUCAUGGGGUCACCAGGGCUGGCGUUAAAUUUGCUGUGGCCAAAGCUUGAGCCCCACUGCCUGGGUCCAAAGCUGAAGCCCAAUCCCCACCACCUGGGAUCAAAGCCUGUGGGCUUCCCUCCCUGGAGUGGCUAUGGCUUCCCUGUCGGGGGCAGCAGGGCUUGGGUGGGCUUAGUCUUUGGGGUCCCCCCCUUGGGGACAUGUAGUAAUUUUUGUUGUCAAAAGGGAGUCACAGUGCAAUGAAAUUUGAGAACCCUUGUUUUAGUGUUUAAAUCUUUAAAUAUGUUACAUAAUACUCAAUGGUAUAGUGAAAGAAAUUGCAAUAUAUGGCAUUAGUUAGCAGGAUAUUAGAGAACUCUUUUAUUUACUACUUCUGAUUCAAGUAUAUAAUAUUUUAAACAUCAGUCAUUAUAUCUUGUCAUUUGCCUUUUUAAAUUCUCUUGAACCUGCAAGAUGCUCAGUGCCCUCAACUGGAGUCCUAAAAUCUUUCCAAGCUUGUUCAAAUACAAGUGUUUUAAUUUCUCUGUUUUUCUUCCUUUGAACUCCCAACCCUCUCCAUCUGUCUAUGGUCACUCAGGUAGCGAGGUUUGUAAUGACUGAGAAUGCCAACAACCAAACACUGAAUGCUUGAAUUUUUAACUCCAAUAGAUGACAUGUAACCAAGUCACAAAUCUAGAUACAUGAGGGUGCUCAUGCCAUUGCAUAUAUUGCUCAUUUUGCAGUUUCAACUUUCAUAACUCUGAAAUCAAUGUAUGUUUAAAAAAAAAUCAGGACUAUUUAUAUGCCUCUUGUACUCCUGCUUGUUUAAAUUAGUUGUUGGGCUGAUCUGGGAGGAAUGUAGUUUUGGACAUUGUUCCAGUUUGUUUUUAUCCAGAAAACUUGUACAUGGGCCCAGAGCUUUGGAAGUUAAUUAAAGCAAUUAAAUGAAAAUUGUUAUCAUUUAGCAUUAUUACAAUGUUUUUAUCAAACCCUGCAAAGUUAUUUGCACUGUUUAAUUACAGCAUUGUGUGAGAAUUUUUACUCCUUUUUAUAAAAAAUAAAAAAGGGGAAAAAAGGGAAAACAGACAGUGGAAUAUGGCUGCAGUCUAAGAGAUUGUGCAGCUUGGAAAGGAUGGGAUUAUCUGUUACCACCUGCAACAGUGAGAGGAGAACUCAAUUUCAGUCAAUAUCUGUAAGAAUUUUUGUUUCUUAUUUAAGCAAGUAGACGUUCAAAAUGAUCACAUUAAGAAUGGAUGUUAUGAUAUUUGAGUUGUAAAGCAUGUGAACUGAGGUUGCUCUGGAUGUUAACUUAGCCUUAACUGAUGAAGUCCUUGAUCUGUAUUGAUUCUAUCAAUACGAAAUGUCCUUGAGAAACGACAACUCUCAGUUAAUGAUUUUUUGUGGGUGAGUUAAUAUAUACACAUUUCACAUUUUUAAACAGUAACGGUUUAUUAAAACCAGCUUAUUCUGAGA